Molecule: messenger RNA, 1750 nt
Organism: Thunnus maccoyii (southern bluefin tuna)
Lineage: Eukaryota; Metazoa; Chordata; Actinopteri; Scombriformes; Scombridae
Gene: fitm1l
Product: fat storage inducing transmembrane protein 1, like
Exons: 3
Coding region: 188-1048 (286 amino acids)
Biological process (GO): lipid storage; phospholipid biosynthetic process; lipid droplet organization
Cellular component (GO): endoplasmic reticulum membrane
Source: RefSeq, a predicted model, not a curated record
CUACAGUUACUGUGGAGAUAAUUUGGAGACGGGAGGUAUUCUGAAGCUACAGCUCUCGGACUGCUGGCCAUCGCUGAGCGGAAUUUAGUGGCAGUCGUCGCGUUUUCGCAGAACCAAUACAGCGGUGGCCAAUGACAAUUCCACAACAAAGCACAGGAAGGAGACACGUGGAAACCUGCCACACAAGAUGAUCCUGAACAUGGUGCUGGUGGUCCUGACGGACCUGGCUGCUCGCUUCCUGGGUAACACUCUGUUCCGGCAGCACUUCCACCUGUUUCUGUCAGCAGUGGUGAUGUUCGGCCCCGCACUGAGCCUCUGGGUCUCCCAGCACAGCGUCUUUGCCAAGAGAAGCCACUUCCUCUACAGGAUGUUUUUGCGCUCUGGUUGGGGCUGGACCUGCGUCUUUGUCGGCUCUUUUGUCUUCCUCCUCUCCUUCUCCAUCCGCCGCUCCCUCUCUCUCUCAGUCCGGCACCUCUCCCGGCUCGGGGUUGCUGGCGGACUGUGGCUUGGUUUCUGCAAACUUCUGGACCUUCUGGAGAACGCCACAGGAAGCUGCUACGAACCUUUAGUCAACAGCCAAGAGGCCACCAACGGCCAACCUCUCUUGGUGUUACGGGAAGGGGAGAGCAAGUCGGAGUGCCUCAAAGCUGGAAUGUUGUGGAGGGGAUAUGAAGUUUCAGAAGAUGUCUUCCUCCUCUGUCUCUGCUGCCUGCUGCUGGCAGAGGAAACUGCUGUUUUUGGUCCUUAUCUGAGUUUGGGUGGGUUUUCAGACGCCCCUCUGAGGAUCCUCUUCCUGUUCUGUGUUCUUCUGCUCUGGCUCUGGAUCUUUCUGCUGCUCUGUCUCCUAGCUUACUUCCCUCAGUUCCCCACCCAGCUGUUAGGGGGCGCUCUUGGCUGUCUGAGCUGGAGGGGACUGUACCAGGGCUGGUACCGUCUGGGGCCCAGCUGGUACUGCCCCGGGAGACCUGGACUGGGACUGCUCAACAUUAAGACUGAAGCGACCGAGGACGGACAUCUGAGCCAAGAUCACACUGGCACAAAGACUUAAAUCACAAAGUCAAGGUAGUAGAAAAUCCAAACCUGUCCAGUUGUGUUUGUUGUUGUCACAUCUCACAUUAUUAAUGUUUUAACAAUUUCUCAAAGGAUAUAUCACAGCAGUCCUUUUAUUAAUUCAAACAAAACACUAUGGACUUGGGCUUUUGAAUAAAAUGUGUCUUUUCUACUGCAUGCCAAUCCAAAUACAUGCCCAAUGUAUGUGACAACAAUUGUUAUUUGGAUCCAAGCUGGAAGAGUUUGGUUUGAGAAAACCUAACUUUACUGAACCCACAGUUAAGAUUUCUUUGGGAUACAGAGAUGAACAGCUACUGAAUUUGAUGGGUAUGUUACCUGUCAACCCAAUACUUAAAAAAAUAAAUGGAGAACUUGGGUAAUGAAUGAUAAAAAAAGACUAAAAGACUGCAACCAAAAGGUCCAUUUGCUUCCUUGUCAGUGUCUUCUUUAGCAUUGGUGAGAUGGUUGAUUAACUACAGAGAACUGGUUAAGACAUUGGUGCAAGAUCAGUUUUUCCUCCUUUGUUCAGAUGCAUUUUGUCAGUUGUAUUCUGAAACUACAAAUACAGUGAUUAAAAUGCUUUUCAUGUAAUUCUCUUUACUUUCCAGACAGCCAUCACAUUAAAAUGGUUUAAAACAACAAGCUUUUUAGCUACGCUAGCAGCACGGCUCUGGGGAUGGCACUGUUGGCCACCAUUUUG